This is a messenger RNA of Fusarium sp. VM40, 1854 nucleotides long. Lineage: Eukaryota; Fungi; Ascomycota; Sordariomycetes; Hypocreales; Nectriaceae. The record is from the annotation of a GenBank genome assembly.
AUGUCUUCCCUCGCUGAACCUCGCCGCCCUCGUCUUCUCGCCCAAAAUCGCAAGCUUCGUCACCUCCACGGAAUAUGGCUGCGCAACUUGUCCUUCGCGCCGACGAGUCUUAGGACAGCCGACGAUGCGGAUCUUGCUACCAGUUGGAGCAAAUUGCCCGUGUUGAGGGAGUCAAACCAAUUGCAUCCGUCAAAAUCGUCGGAGAGCUUGAGGAAGGAUAGCAAGCGACCCGAUCUGCGACCCCAGCAGAAGCGCAGGACGAGUCUGAGCUUGGCGCAUAUUAAUCCCCUCGCGAGGCAGAAGAAGCUGGAGACAUUGCUUGAGGAGUCUGCUGGCGAUGUAUUCUAUUCGCUACAUGUGGAUGGGAAUGAUGAUCCUGUCUACGUCAGCGAAGUGCGCGAGCGUGCGACGAGUUUUAACUUCAAGUUCUUCAGCCUCGAAAACUGUGCAUCCGCAAUCUCAAGAUGUUAUUCCCUUGUGAUACGAAUUUGGGCAAGGCGACCGAAAGCUGAAACGUGGACCUUUCUUCUCGACGAAACGAUCGACCUCCGCAGACUCAACUUUAUAGGCACGCUUAUGGACCGAAACUUCCCACCGAACGCGUUGAUAUUCCAUCUCGAGGACGGCGUUUACUCCUUCGAUUUCCCGAAUAAGAUAUCCGAACCGAAGCAAGCACCUCCUACAGCUACCUCGUCGUACAAUGCGCUCAUGAAGCUGGCCAACCUUGAAAGCUCGAUAGAAGACGCCAUAGAGACGCAGCAGCGAUUGAUGGAAGAAAUAAACCACAUGUUAGACGAUAGUCCUGUGGACAGAUCAGGAACGGCGCGGGAAGCCGUUGCGAUGGCAGACAAGUUUGUGGCGGCGCAACGACGUUCAAACAACAGCACGCAAAAGAAACGAGACGACCUUCGAGAAUCGAUCAAAGCCCGUCGCGAAGCUAUUGUCAAAGGGAGGGAACUUCAGACUCAAGCUGAGACAGACAUGGCCAACAAUAGAGAGAAGUUGGCAGCUUCUGAGGAGCUUCUAGAACAAACCCAGCAACAGAUCCGAGGCCAGCGAAGGCGGAUUUGCUCCGACCUCACAGACAUAUUUCCUAUUACGCCAAUCCCUAAUGCGCCACCACUUUCGUUCCAGAUAUGCAAUAUACCACUUCCCAACUCGACAUACGAUGCCUCUAUUGCGAAACAUAUCUCUGAGGAUGUCUUAUCAGCUGGACUCGGCUUCGUUGCAUUGCUUGCAAAGCACCUACAGUUUUACUUAUCAUAUCCACUACCUUAUCCACUCGAUUGGUUCGGCUCUCGAUCAUACGCGCGCGACGGCAUCUCCUUGCUCUCGGAAAAGACCGCCUCGCGUAGAGAGUUCCCAUUAUAUCUUCCCCGCGGUGGUUCAACAGCUGGACAGUGGCGUUUCGAGUAUGCAUGGUUCCUACUCAACAAGAACAUUGAGGCGCUUUGCUCGUCGCAAGGCCUUCGUGUUGUCGAUAUCCGCCAUACUCUUCCCAACAUCAAAUAUCUGUUAUAUGUCUGCAGCGCCGGGAGCGACCAGGUCCCCGAGCGCAAAAAGGGCGGCGUCCGCGGCUUGUGGGCUGGCAGGAUUAAGGGUAGAAUGUCGACCAUGUCAGCUCAGUUGGAUGGCGAUUCUGGUAGUCUCACCGAGAGUCGCAGAGGGAGCACGGACAGCGAGGUCAAUCAACAGAGCGACGCGUUGAGAGCUGCCCUCCUCAAGAGCAAUGGACACAACAAGGAUGAUGCACAUAUCGAGAGUCUUGAGGAUGUUGUCGCACUGCCUUUCGGGGACGGCGAUACGAAAUUCACAUUAAGGACAAAGGGCUUAAGAGAGAACGUAUCCAGAUGA